Phragmites australis (common reed) is the source of this 2016-nucleotide messenger RNA. RefSeq names its product aspartate--tRNA ligase 2, cytoplasmic-like. The record is from RefSeq and is a predicted model, not a curated record. Gene Ontology annotation, biological process: aspartyl-tRNA aminoacylation. Bases 117 to 1739 code for a protein of 540 amino acids. The transcript has 10 exons. Gene Ontology annotation, cellular component: aminoacyl-tRNA synthetase multienzyme complex; cytoplasm; cytosol. Gene Ontology annotation, molecular function: aspartate-tRNA ligase activity; RNA binding; ATP binding. NCBI's taxonomy places the organism in Eukaryota, Viridiplantae, Streptophyta, Magnoliopsida, Poales, Poaceae.
CUGACCAGCCCAUUUACCGGCUCUUUACCCUCUCUUUCCCUCGAACGCCGCCAGCCGCUGUAUCUUGUCUUCCCCAUCAACCGGUGCCUAAACCCUACCUUCUCCCCGCCGCCACUAUGUCGUCGGAGCCUCCACCGGCCGCCACCGAAGAGCUGGCGGCCGACCUCUCAGCCGCAGCCACCCUCAGCAAGAAGCAGCAGAAGAAGGACGCCAGGAAGGCCGAGAAGGCGGCGCAGCGCCCGCAGCAGCAGCAGCCGGCGGCCGACGCCGAGGACCCAUUCGCGGCCAACUACGGCGACGUCCCCGUCGAGGAGAUCCAGUCCAAAUCCAUCUCCGGCCGCUCCUGGACCAAGAUCAGCGACCUCGACGACGCCGCUGCCGGCCGCUCCGUGCUCAUCCGCGGGUCCGCGCAGGCGAUCCGACCCGUCAGCAAGAAGAUGGCCUUCCUCGUGCUGCGCCAGAGCAUGAGCACCGUGCAGUGCGUGCUCGUCGCCAGCGCAGACGCUGGGGUCAGCACGCAGAUGGUGCGAUUCGCCACCGCCCUCAGCAAGGAGUCCAUCGUCGACGUCGAGGGCGUCGUCUCGCUCCCCAAGGAGCCACUCAAAGCCACCACACAGCAGGUGGAGAUUCAAGUGAGGAAGAUCUAUUGCAUCAACAGGGCGAUCCCGACCCUUCCAAUCAACCUUGAGGAUGCAGCAAGGAGCGAGGCAGAAUUUGAAAAGGCUGAACAAGCUGGAGAGAAGCUUGUACGUGUUGGCCAGGAUACCCGCCUGAAUAAUAGAGCUAUUGAUCUGCGCACACCUGCAAACCAAGCAAUAUUCCGAAUCCAGUGUCAAGUUGAAAACAAAUUUAGGGAAUUCUUUUUGUCCAAGGACUUUGUUGGUAUUCAUACCCCAAAACUGAUUUCUGGAUCAAGCGAAGGGGGUGCAGCUGUAUUCAAGCUGCUGUACAAUGGUCAGCCUGCUUGUCUAGCGCAAUCCCCUCAAUUAUACAAGCAAAUGGCUAUAUGUGGUGGGUUUGAACGUGUAUUUGAGGUUGGUCCUGUAUUUAGAGCGGAAAAUUCCAACACCCACAGGCAUCUUUGUGAGUUUGUUGGUCUUGAUGCUGAAAUGGAGAUAAAGGAGCACUAUUUUGAGGUUUGCGAUAUUAUAGAUGGCUUAUUUGUGGCAAUAUUUAAACACUUGACUGAAAACUGCAAGAAGGAACUUGAGACGAUAAAUAGGCAGUAUCCAUUUGAACCUCUGAAAUAUCUAGACAAAACCUUGAAGCUCACUUACGAGGAAGGAAUUCAAAUGUUGAAGGAAGCUGGAACAGAAAUCGAGCCUAUGGGUGACCUCAACACUGAAGCUGAGAAAAAACUUGGUCGGCUUGUCAGAGAAAAGUAUGACACAGAUUUCUUCAUUCUCUAUCGAUAUCCUUUGGCUGUACGCCCGUUCUACACCAUGCCUUGUUAUGACAACGCAGCAUACAGCAAUUCUUUUGAUGUCUUCAUUCGAGGUGAGGAAAUAAUUUCUGGAGCACAAAGGAUACAUACACCUGAGCUGUUGGCCAAACGUGCAACUGAGUGUGGAAUUGAUGUGAGUACCAUUUCGGCGUACAUCGAAUCAUUCAGCUAUGGUGCACCUCCCCAUGGUGGUUUUGGUGUGGGCCUGGAGAGAGUCGUGAUGCUGUUCUGCGCCCUAAACAACAUCAGGAAGACAUCACUCUUCCCUCGUGACCCACAGAGGCUUGUCCCAUAAUUUCCUUUUUCCAGAAUCAAGGCUGGUCCCAUUAUGAAGUGUACACCUUUUCCAUAUUGCCAUUAUCUUCACCAACAUCCAACCUCAGCUACUGAAACAAGAAAUAACAUGACGCAAUGCAGUUCACUGUUUUGGCAAAAUGGUGCUGAAAUGUGGUUCAGUUACAUUCACAAAGCCACUUGUAUUUAUCAAUUACUAGUUUGAUGAAAGCCAGUGAAUGAUACAGUACCCUUUGUGGAUUGCUGCUGCUUCUCUUGUGGGUUUUCUCACUUUUUCA